AUGAGAGUUUUCGGCCUUUUACAAAUCGCUUCUUUUGUAAAAGCGAGCAAUAUGACUUGGACAGGAUCACUUGAAAACUUCGACUUCGACCUGCUCUUGGCCGAAUCUGACAGCCCCAUCGCGAAGGAACUCCUCUCCCUUUCCCCACUCAACGGAGAAGAAGUAAAGAUCGACUCAAGAGGAUACUUUGACACGGAAGCGCAGCGCGCUGAAAACCGUAAGCGCAAGCUCAAGUCGAUUCUCGAAGUCGUCAUGUUCUUGCAAGCUGACAGGAGCGCAUUCACGCUUGAGAAGUACUUACAGUACGGUUGCUACUGCUUCCCGCAGAGGGAUGCUCAACUUUUUGUCGGAAGAGGAAAUCCAGUUGAUGAGGUGGAUAAAGUUUGCAAAGCGUUUCAGACUUGCUACAGGUAA
Molecule: messenger RNA, 414 nt
Organism: Oikopleura dioica
Lineage: Eukaryota; Metazoa; Chordata; Appendicularia; Copelata; Oikopleuridae
Source: the annotation of a GenBank genome assembly